Sapajus apella (tufted capuchin) is the source of this 1047-nucleotide messenger RNA. Its product is annotated as translation initiation factor IF-2-like. The record is from RefSeq and is a predicted model, not a curated record. The coding region runs from base 117 to 797 and encodes 226 amino acids. The transcript is spliced from 2 exons. NCBI's taxonomy places the organism in Eukaryota, Metazoa, Chordata, Mammalia, Primates, Cebidae.
GGAAGAUAACAUUCUGUUCCACGACCACCUGGGGUGUACACAUGCAUUCAGCUGGCAUUGCUCCCGAACCUUCCUAGACUCCAUCUCUGGCUCUGGGGUUACCUGUGGGUGGGGCGAUGCCGGCACACAGGAAGACCUCCUCUCCAAAUUCUCCCUGUAGUUGGCUGGUUUUAUUCCAAGCCCUUCGCUGGGAUGCGCGAGGGACGGGGCUUGGCACGGCGUCCUCUAAGCGGUCUGCCCUCUGCCGUCAUCAUUCGUCCGAGCCAGCGAAAGAGCGGCCGGGCAGACGCGAGGGCGGUUCGGGCGGCGCGCGGCCUGGGCGGUUCUGCCCCAGCACGCGGGCCCCGGGAGCCCCGCCUCCGUUCGCGGUGACAGCUCCGCCGGGCCGGGGCUCGUGCCAGCCAGUGCGUCCCAGCCCGGAGAGUGCGCGCAGCGCCGCCGGCUGCAGCGUCCGAAGCCGCCCAGGGCGCCGCGCCGCUCCGCUCCAGCCUGCCGCCGAGACCGGUCCCUCCCCGGUGCCGCGCGCACGGCCAGCCGCAGGUUCGGCCACGUCCAAUCCGUCUGCCAGAAAAGCAGACGGCGGAGCGCUCUCUUCGCCGCCGACGCAGGGGGAAGGAGCUGGGGAGGGAAAAGCGGCUGCUGUGUGCGCUGGAGACUCGCGGGCAAGGCUUCUCAUUUUCCCAGGCUGCUUCCCCUCCCGGGUGAGGAGCGCCCGGAGACCGAGGAAGGAGCCUGGAAAAUGGAGCAGACGUGGGCGAGCUUCAUCUGUCACUACUCACACAAAGGCCAAGGACUGAGCGAGCAGAGCCCAGCAGUACUCAUCUCCAUAACCUCCAGUUGGAGCCCACUUGGGAGAGGAAUGGAGAAGGAAAGAGAUCAGGGCACCCUACACUCUCAGGCCUUGUUGAGGUCAGGCAACAGUUGGCUUUUAGGUCAGAUUUUAGACCUGGCCCGUGAAACUGAGUUUUCUUCCAGUCCUUCCCCCCAGAUACACUUUAAAAUGAAGACCCAUUCAAGAAGGGGUAAGAAUAAAACACCAUGUAUUGA